Messenger RNA from Epinephelus lanceolatus (giant grouper), 3896 nucleotides. RefSeq names its product actin-binding LIM protein 3-like. Gene Ontology annotation, cellular component: actin cytoskeleton; stress fiber. Gene Ontology annotation, molecular function: actin filament binding. Gene Ontology annotation, biological process: lamellipodium assembly; cilium assembly; cytoskeleton organization. The record is from RefSeq and is a predicted model, not a curated record. NCBI's taxonomy places the organism in Eukaryota, Metazoa, Chordata, Actinopteri, Perciformes, Serranidae.
CCGGCUGCUUUUACGCAGGGUGAGGUACAGUAGUCCGCCGUCUGGCAGUAUAAUCCGCUUGCCGGGAGGAGCAGGGAAAGCCCUCUCCAGACUGAGGCAGAGAGGGAGGGAGAGGUUCAAGUCGGACAGGGACAGAGAGAGUUGACACGAGUGCUCGGUCCGGCUGCUGAUACACACUCUGAGGACCAGGCAAGCUGUUUGAAUCCCUCUGCACAUCAUGAGUGGACCGACAAAUGUUCAGUACCAGUCAGGUCUUUAUGGCGGAAACAACAACAGCAGCUCCCCUCUCUCCAGCCGUGGAAAUUCGCCCAUCGUUUGUGAGCGCUGUGGGGAAGUGUGUCGCGGGGAGGUGGUGCGCGUCAAAAACACUCAUUUCCAUGUUCACUGCUUCACCUGCCAAGUAUGUGGCUGUGAUCUGGUGCACUCGGGUUUCUUCCACCACUCAGGUGAGUACAUCUGUACAGAGGACUACCAGCGGCUCUACGGGACCCAGUGUGACAGCUGUGACCAGUACAUCACUGGGGAGGUGGUAUCUGCCUUGGGGAGGACAUACCAUCCACAUUGCUUCGUCUGCAGCAUCUGCAGGGGUCCGUUCCCAAUUGGAGACAGGGUGACCUUCUGUGGGAAGAAGUGUGUGUGUCAGCAGUGCUCACACACUCUGAAAAGCGACAAGCCCGUCAAGGUCCACGGGCCAAGCUACUGCGCAGGCUGCGGCGAGGAGAUCAAACAGGGUCAGUCUCUGCUCGCUCUGGAGAGACAGUGGCACGUCAGUUGCUUUAAAUGCAGAACGUGCGGCUGUGCGCUCACUGGAGAGUACAUCAGCAAGGAUGGGAUUCCUUACUGUGAGACUGACUACCACACUCAGUUUGGGAUCAGGUGUGACAGCUGUAACAGGUACAUCAGCGGCAGAGUACUUGAGGCUGGUGGGAAGCGCUACCACCCCAGCUGUGCCAGGUGUGCUCGCUGUCACAUGAUGUUCUUGGAAGGAGAGGAAAUGUACCUCACAGGUUCAGAGGUUUGGCACCCCAUGUGUAAAGAAGCAGCUCGGCUGGAGAGAAAACUGAGGCUGAGACGGACCUCUGAGACGGCGUCCAUUUCUCCUCCAGGCUCCUCUCCUCUCCUCGGCUCCCCUCACCGGCUCAUCUGUUCUAAAGCUGACGGUGAUUUGGACUAUAAGCAGCUGGCGGCUCUGCCCCGGGUCAAAGCCAUAUACGACAUCCAGAGGCCUGACAUCAUCCCUUAUCAGGCCGACCAUGCACACACACACCUCUCAGAUGACACUCUGGAGCGAUACAGCUGUGGACAGUCACUGGGCUCCUUAUCACCAUACUCUCAUGAUCUCUUGGACGGUGUGGAGCUUAGAACGAGGCGUUCCUCCAGCUCUGCCUUCACUGACUCUCCUGCACACAGUCGCCACGGAGGCUCCCCACUGCAUUAUUAUCUCCCCGGCAGUGAGAGUGGCAGGAGUUCACCCUAUUACAGUCAGCCAGAGCCCAGGUGUGCCACACCCACCACCACCACCACCUUCCAAGCCCCCAAGCAUUUCCAUGUGCCAGCUUCUGAGGAAACCAACAUCUACAGGAAACCCCCCAUCUAUAAAAGACAAGACAUAUCUGCCUCUCGGACAGUCAAUAAGAGUAAGACCAAUGAGAACCUUCUCAAUUCAAGUCGCCUUUCCACCUCCAACUGCAACAGCAUUUAUCACCCAGACUCAAACUACUACCCAUAUACAGGCUCUCCUAAAGUCUCUAGGGUGAGGAGGUUUUCAUCCGGAGGAGAGGAGGAUGGAUGGAAUCACAAUAUAAACAAGGGAAUUGGCAGGAUGAUCCUGAAGGAGGAGAUGAAGGCGCGGUCAGGUUGUCACGACAAUGACCAGUGGGGGAGCAGACGCAGUUCCCGCUGUAGCAGCAAGGAGGCGCUAAACAAUCUGGGAUACAGCUCUCUCAAUGGCUCUCCCAGGUCCGUCUACAGCGCAGACAGCGACUCAUACAUUGCCAAAUCGUCCUCGUUGCCAGGCUACGGCAGAAAUGGACUUAACAGGCCUGGGAGUGCGAGCGCAGAUUAUUACCAGUAUGACAGCAGCAAUGCAGUUAAUUGGCAGAUCAGAGAGUACAAGAUCUACCCAUAUGAAGCCCUAAUAGUAUCAGUCAGAGGACAGCAACGUCUUCCAAGUGAUGUGGACCGAGCCAGACUGGAGCGUCACCUCUCACCAGAGGAGUUCCACAGAGUCUUUGGCAUGUCCAUGUCUGCCUUUGAUCGUCUCGCUCAGUGGAAGAAGAACGAACUGAAGAAACAGGUCCGACUUUUCUGAGAAAAUGAAGCAACAACCAUCUAACCCAAUGCAGGUCCACCGCCAACAGUGUACUCUGAAACGUAGCCUCCACAGAGGCCUGCUAACCCUGACUGAUUCUGUAUCUCAGUGGAAGAGGAACUGGCAGGAAUGAAACUCUUUCCUCCUGUUAGGUGGCAAAGCAGAGUUGUUGGCCUCCUGAUCUUGUGUGUACUUGGACUUGUUAAGCGUUAUAUAUGAAGCCAGCCAAAAAAACCUGGAAGGAGAGGAAGGAGAACUGGAAGGAGAUCAUGAAGACUUUGAGAGGCAGCAGAUGAGCCACUUCCAGAUUACAACAGACAGAAAGCUAAUCAGUUGAGGGAGUUGGCUGCUUCCCUGUCUCCUACCAGCAGAUGGCAGUGUGGUAACAAGAGCACCAGGGUGGCAGUCAGAUACAUGACCAGGAUAGGUGGACUGUAAGCUGAUGUACUGAGGGUCAGCCACACUGUGCCAAACUUGAAUUCAUACUGAAAAUUAAGAGACAGUUUGGGAAGUAAAUUGGCUGCCUGGAAGACAGACUGGCAUAUUGUUGGAGGUAAAAUGGAUCCAGUUUGAAUCACACAGACACUAUCAUCAUCUGAAACUUAUAAACUGAUGAGAAUAGUGUGACUCUCAUUAACAUUAGGGUUACUAAACAUGACGCACACUUUUUUUUUUAAUAUUGUGCAAAUACUGAAACCCAAAGUUUCUUUUUAUAAUACUGGCAUGUAAUUAUUAUUUUGAUGUCAGGUUUUCUGAAGCCAUAUCAGUGUUUAGAGUUAUGACACGAGCAGACUGUACAGGUCACUGAAGUGGUUUUUGAGAUAUGAUGUGAUCGUAAGGUUUAUUGUGGAUGGACUGUGUCAUAGAAAUCAGGUUUUAGAACUACACACACUUCAAAAUAAGAUCUCUGUGUUUUGCUUUUUUUAUUUUAAGAAAUCCACAUUUUUGUCAAUUCAUACUUGCAGCUGAACUCGUGAAUCAGCUCAGAAUUUUAGCUGCUGGAUUACAAUUAAACCACACUGAGUCAUGUUCAUGUGUGUGUGAUUACAGCAGAUGACGAACGGAGGUUUUUGUGGAUGAUUAUUCAGACCCUCUGAGUAAAGAGAAAAAACAAUGCUCAAAUGAAGGAAGGAAAUAUGAAGAGGUGAGGGAAUGAAGGAUGGAGAAAAGGAGGAAGUAACAUGAAGGAAUGUGUGAUGAGGUAACAUACUGUAGAAAGAUGCAAAAAGUAAAGAAGCAGUGACAAAGAAAGUUUUACCAAGAGGCUGCAAGUGUCACAUAAGUAAAUUGUAAAGAAAGGAUUUGAGUUUGAGAUUAAUAAGGUGUGCGCUGAAACUAGUUUGAUGGGAUGAGAAGGUGUAGGAUAGUUUGAACUGAAAAGAUAAGAUAAUGCUCUUUGUUACAGGAACUGAAGGUGUGUGUGAAUAUGUGUGUGUGGGGUUAUGGAUCUUCAACGAUACAGCAAAGCACAUUUACCACAUUAGAUGUGUUUAACUUAUUCUUUAUUUAUCGGAGUACCAUUUUUAAUUUGCAAAGCCUUGUCUGUCAAUACAACUUUGGAAUAAAUGAUUCAAGUCAAUCAUCA